Epinephelus fuscoguttatus (brown-marbled grouper) is the source of this 1755-nucleotide messenger RNA. RefSeq lists its product as uncharacterized. NCBI's taxonomy places the organism in Eukaryota, Metazoa, Chordata, Actinopteri, Perciformes, Serranidae. The record is from RefSeq and is a predicted model, not a curated record. Bases 235 to 1755 code for a protein of 506 amino acids. The transcript has 9 exons.
UCCUGUAUGUGCACGUCUUCCUGUGUGAUUUGGGUCACGUAUAAAGUCUGUGCAGAGUUUGUAUGUUGUCUGUCAGCGUGGGUUUCCUCCAGGUGCUCCCACAUGUUCUCCCUGUGUCAGCGUGGGUUUCCUCCAGGUGCUCCCACAUGUUCUCCCUGUGUCAGCGUGGGUUUCCUCCAGGUGCUCUGACAUGUUCUCCCUGUGUCAGCGUGGGUUUCCUCCAGGUGCUCCCACAUGUUCUCCCUGUGUCAGCGUGGGUUUCCUCCAGGUGCUCCCACAUGUUCUCCCUGUGUCAGCGUGGGUUUCCUCCAGGUGCUCCCACAUGUUCUCCCUGUGUCAGCGUGGGUUUCCUCCAGGUGCUCUGACAUGUUCUCCCUGUGUCAGCGUGGGUUUCCUCCAGGUGCUCCCACAUGUUCUCCCUGUGUCAGCGUGGGUUUCCUCCAGGUGCUCCGACAUGUUCUCCCUGUGUCAGCGUGGGUUUCCUCCAGGUGCUCCGACAUGUUCUCCCUGUGUCAGCGUGGGUUUCCUCCAGGUGCUCUGACAUGUUCUCCCCGUGUCAGCGUGGGUUUCCUCCAGGUGCUCCGACAUGUUCUCCCUGUGUCAGCGUGGGUUUCCUCCAGGUGCUCUGACAUGUUCUCCCUGUGUCAGCGUGGGUUUCCUCCAGGUGCUCUGACAUGUUCUCCCCGUGUCAGCGUGGGUUUCCUCCAGGUGCUCCCACAUGUUCUCCCUGUGUCAGCGUGGGUUUCCUCCAGGUGCUCUGACAUGUUCUCCCUGUGUCAGCGUGGGUUUCCUCCAGGUGCUCCCACAUGUUCUCCCUGUGUCAGCGUGGGUUUCCUCCAGGUGCUCCGACAUGUUCUCCCCGUGUCAGCGUGGGUUUCCUCCAGGUGCUCUGACAUGUUCUCCCUGUGUCAGUGUGGGUUUCCUCCAGGUGCUCUGACAUGUUCUCCCUGUGUCAGUGUGGGUUUCCUCCAGGUGCUCCGACAUGUUCUCCCUGUGUCAGCGUGGGUUUCCUCCAGGUGCUCUGACAUGUUCUCCCUGUGUCAGCGUGGGUUUCCUCCAGGUGCUCUGACAUGUUCUCCCCGUGUCAGCGUGGGUUUCCUCCAGGUGCUCCGACAUGUUCUCCCUGUGUCAGUGUGGGUUUCCUCCAGGUGCUCCGACAUGUUCUCCCCGUGUCAGCGUGGGUUUCCUCCAGGUGCUCUGACAUGUUCUCCCUGUGUCAGUGUGGGUUUCCUCCAGGUGCUCCGACAUGUUCUCCCUGUGUCAGUGUGGGUUUCCUCCAGGUGCUCCGACAUGUUCUCCCUGUGUCAGCGUGGGUUUCCUCCAGGUGCUCUGACAUGUUCUCCCCGUGUCAGCGUGGGUUUCCUCCAGGUGCUCCGACAUGUUCUCCCUGUGUCAGCGUGGGUUUCCUCCAGGUGCUCUGACAUGUUCUCCCCGUGUCAGCGUGGGUUUCCUCCAGGUGCUCUGACAUGUUCUCCCCGUGUCAGCGUGGGUUUCCUCCAGGUGCUCCGACAUGUUCUCCCUGUGUCAGUGUGGGUUUCCCACAUGUAUUUCACACUUCUAUACUCUUACAGAAGGAACAGUUUCAAUGCAGGACUUAAUAAUUUAUCCUUAAAGCUAAGAACAUUAUUUAUAGUCGAAAUGUAUUUUCACGACAUGUUUCUGAACGUGUAUGACACUGUUGUUAGACAGAAAGAGUGUGAUUGUCUGUGUGGCAGUGCCUCCAUGUGGAGGAGCAGGAGAACUACAGCAGACUGA